This is a messenger RNA of Penicillium malachiteum, 345 nucleotides long. RefSeq lists its product as uncharacterized. The coding region runs from base 1 to 345 and encodes 114 amino acids. The record is from RefSeq and is a predicted model, not a curated record. The transcript is spliced from 2 exons. Lineage: Eukaryota; Fungi; Ascomycota; Eurotiomycetes; Eurotiales; Aspergillaceae.
AUGGCAAGCCUGUCUUCGCAAAUCUCUCAACAGAGGCUUCUCGAGGAACUGCAUUCCAAGGGAAUACCGAAUGGACUUGAGGAGGCCUAUUCACGUGUUCUCUCAGUGGCUCUUGAUCAAGUUUCGCGCGAUGAAGCUCUUCAACUUUUGUCAUGGCUUGUCUGUGCUAAGCGUCAAUUAAAAUGGCGCGAAGUUCAAGGGGCAGUUGCAAUCGACCUCGAGCGUAUGUCGGUGGACUUCCAACAUCGUCAGUGGGUCCUUGACUCGAAAGAUCUCUGUGGAUCACUUAUACACUUACGAUCUGAUGGCUCUCUUGAGCUGGUCCAUACAACUGCCAGACUGUGA